Ambispora leptoticha is the source of this 3873-nucleotide messenger RNA. NCBI's taxonomy places the organism in Eukaryota, Fungi, Glomeromycota, Glomeromycetes, Archaeosporales, Ambisporaceae. The record is from the annotation of a GenBank genome assembly.
AUGUUUUUGCAAUGGAUAGCCCAUUUAGGGCUACUUCAACACAACCCUGAGAGCAACGUUCUCGGCAACUUUCCUCUUAACGUGAGAAAAGUACUCAUCUCUGAAAUAACACAGACACUUUUGCAGGCACAUGAUCCCAAUCUUUUGUCCUCGCCAACUCAUGUACGUUGGGUUAUGGAGGCAAUUGGUCAAGGAUUCGCUUUGCCCUUAGAGGAGAUGGCAAUCACUGCAAAUUCUAAAGAAUUAUACUCACAAUGGUUGUUUGAGCCGAAUUUUAGACCGGCCGCAAUUCGUGAUCUUACCGGAAAGCCAGAAGAACAAAAGUUUUGGCAGGUAAUAUUUCAUCAUUAUUCGCUACUCUUUCAACCUCGUACUCCCACUGUAAAUCCACCUCAAGCCCCCACACCGACUACUCCAGGAUUUCCCGCUGCUGUUAAUCAAACAUCGUCCAAUUACACAUAUAUACAACGACACAUAGAGCUAUGUAAAGGAGUGUUAAUCGUAUUGACUAUGGCUGGGCGUACGCUCGGUUCACAAUUUUCUGAAGAAACAUGGCUCGUUCUUUUAAAAGUCGUGCUCGGAAUCACUGAUUGUCUGUUGCGAGAUCCCUCAACAACCAUGGGCGAUGAAUUAUGUGAACAUUUAUUACGAGUACUUUUUGAAUUAUGGUUAAGAUCUAAAAUUCGAAAUGUUGAGAUGUGGAAUAUUUUUAAAAAAUGUUUCAAUUUAUGGACCCACCGAUUACAGACUAUUCAUCAAUGGAACGCUACUACAUUAGCAUUGACUCAACGUGUCGCUAGAUUACUCUAUGGUCCAAGAGAAGGGGCUGAUAUGGUGAGCAUAUCUGUCGGUGGCUACAAUGUUGGAUUAGAUCUUCCGACAGAGUUUGUGUAUUAUGCUUGGUAUCGAAUAAUUUACCUUAUAAACUAUCCGUGUGCAUUACCCCCUUCGAAUUUUGCAUUGUCAAUUAUGGGGAUUGGAAGAAUCAUUGAUGCUUUUCAAUCCAUCGGAAAUUCAGUAUCUCAAAAAAUACAUCAAAAGGAAAAUUCAAGUCAAGGAUUAUUUUCUACUAUACCCGACGGAAAUACACUAUUACACAUGUUUGGUAAAUGGCUUUUUGAAGCUUGUGCCAUAAAAAAUUGUGAUCCUGAUAUGCAGCAAGGAAGAGCCACCGCAUAUGGUAUCCUAUGUAAAAUAUUUUGUUCAACUGAACGGCGACAGAAAUUUUUGCGAAACUACAUCACGCAAUUUUAUCGUGCUUUAUCUGAAGGCUUGCGCUCCCCUAGCUGUCUCCCCGUUAUACUGAUGAACACUGAUUCACUUUUCGCGACUGAGCUAGAAGGCGUGAGAAUGAUGGUGCCUGAUUUUGUGGUUGGCAUAAAAAUGAUAUUGCCAAAACUCGCGACAAAUUUUCACACAAAGAUACCGCUUGAUGAUUUAAGAUUAGCUGCUAUUAAAGUCGCAAGCACGAUAAUGUGUUUGCCGAAUCAUUUUGAGAGGGUAUCACUGAAAGAGGAUUGGGCAAUUGGAAUACAUCAAAAUGGUGAUAAGCCAUUGGUUAAUGAUUCAGAUGAAGUAGUUGUUAAUGAUGUGCUGAAAUUCUAUAUUUUAGAAUUGCUUCUUACUUCACUUAAAACCGACAAAUCUUCCUACAAUCUUCGUUAUCUUCUUCAUCUAAUUGACGUUUAUGUUGUUGAGGAUGUAGCUUUUUGUCCGGGUUUAGUCGGUCUAGUUGUCAAGACUAUUCAAGAAAAGCUAUUGACGAUGACUCUGCCGGCAGAUGUAACCUUGUAUGCAUUUGACGUCUUAAAAGAUUUUGUUGGAUUAUAUGACUAUAUACAAAGGGAUAACAAGAACUGUGCCAGGGAAUUAGUAUUAGCAUUUUCACGUUACAUUGAUACGUUACUUAAUGGCGGCUAUGGAGGAUUGUCAGUAAAUUAUCCUUUAAUUGAGCUAGCUUAUGAUUGUAUGGUGCAUUGGAUACUAAUUGGGCAAUGGAUUGUUGGAGAUCGUGAUUGUUACGAAGCAGUAAUUGCGACAAUUAGUCGAGGAAUAUCCAUUGGAUUACAUGAAGAUGAAGUUUCGAAUCUUUCUCCAAAUUCAGAGAAGAAAAAGAAUCGUAAAGAUGCGACACCAAACAAACUUUUUCUUCCCCGUAAUAUCAAAUCGGCUUCCUCGAGCAAUGAAAGCAUAGCAAAUAAUGGUAUACAAAUGCAACAAGGCAAAAAAGAGGAAGUUGCCAUAAAGAUUGCAGCUGAAAUUGCAAUGACACAAAUUAUCAAUCAUUUGGGUAACUUUCCUUCCUGGUCAGAUCAUAUUGGUCCGAGCAGGGUUUCCACCUUAUUUAAUCAAGACUUGGAAUUAGCAAUGAGUCAGAUUUCUGAAACACGCGAAUUUGAUGGAGUUUCAGUACCGGAACUUGUUCGUUAUUUUUUGAUUGAUGGUCGUCUCAUAUUGGGAUUUGUAGAACUACCAAAAAAUUCGGAUUCUUCCACUGUUGUUACACCAACAUCAGCUCAUCAACAAAAUUUUCCUAAUCCUGAAAUAGAUGAUUCUGUAGCAGCUCCAUCGGUUAUUAUGGUUAUUCGUGAUAGCACCGGCAAAUAUUCUUGGACAUCACAUAUGCGAUAUAAAACAUUAGAUUCUGAUCAUGAUAAUUCAAAAUCCUCACAUCAAGAUUUUGACAAUUCCAACACCACACAUCAUCCUCCAUCUCCAGUACCAGCUUUACAAGCUAGCACACCACUUAAUUUAUCAUCUGAUACCCAAGAAGCGAUAAGCCACGCAAACGUUCCAAAGAUAUUUGCCUUCGACGAAAACAAUUAUGUACCUAGUAUGGAUAAAAUAUUAAAAGAGGGUAGUGAAAGUUGGCUAGCUUAUAAUGUCAUCAAGAAGUUGACGCUCAAACAAAUAAAUGCAGAAGAACAUGCUAUCAUGCGAAAACAGCAUGGAAAACUUUUCGGUCAAAGUUAUAAAGCCGAACCAGCUCGAUUAAAUGCCAAUUUAGAGAGUCCGCAAGCUUUUCGUCUCUUUAUGUCGCAAAUGGGUCUUUUAAACUUGGAAAAUCGGCAUCGAGUUGUUCCUUUGAGAAUCUCCGAAAAAUUAAUUAAGGAUUUAGAAGCGCUAGAUCAAAUGCAUGAGCGAGAUUGUAUAAGCGCUUCAGUCUUUUUUGCACGUUCUGGCCGGGAGUCAUAUGAAACCAUAGUUAAUCCUGAAACGAUAAGCGAAGAUUUUGAGAAAUUUCUGAACAGUCUUGGAUGGCCGGUUGAUCUAGAGACUCACCCCGGAUUCAAGGGAAACCUAACACCAUCGCUUUGCAAAACUGCCCCGUAUUUUGCCGACAGAACUGUUGAGCUCAUCUUCAAUGUUCCAUAUCUCAUUCAAAGGCCUACGUCUAACACAACGGAUCUUACUACUUCAAUAUUUAAACGUGUGUCCGCAGACGAUUACGUUUCUAUAGUAUGGAUAGAAGAUAUUCGCGGAAUAUACAGCAUAUCUCAAAAGAUAAAAAAAUCAGGACUAGUUUAUAUAUUUGUGCAUCCUCUACAAAAUGCAACAGGAUUAUAUUGGAUACGAAUAAUCAUGCCAGGUACCCUUCAUUAUAGUAAUAGUGAACGAAAACAAGGAAAAGGGAAAAACAUUUGGACGGCAAUUACAAAGUUAGCCGAAAAUCCCAUGAAUAUUGGACCUUUAGUAGACGGGAUGAUUGUGAGUCGUCACGCACUGGGAACGCUAGUUCGAAAUACUACAAUAUCGGCUCAUCACGCAUGUAGAGAGUGUACUGAGGCAUUUUCUAGACCCUACGCGGUUAGACGACAAUUUAUUGACGACAUACAUCGUAAAUAUAAGACUAAUAUGGAUGUCUCCGAGUGA